This is a messenger RNA of Trichoderma gamsii, 1134 nucleotides long. RefSeq lists its product as hypothetical. The record is from RefSeq and is a predicted model, not a curated record. Lineage: Eukaryota; Fungi; Ascomycota; Sordariomycetes; Hypocreales; Hypocreaceae. The transcript has a single exon. The coding region runs from base 1 to 1134 and encodes 377 amino acids.
AUGCAAAGCUCGCUCGAGCCGGUGCAAACGCUAAGAUGUCAUGACCCUCUUGAGGCCGGCCGCCGUGGGCGAGCGAGGCCAAGACAGAUCAAGGCGCUGUCCAAGCGCAAGAGCUCCGACUUUCUGCUCGAGGCGGCGCCGCAUCUCCAGCGCCUCAAGAGCAGGAACAGCAAGACUAAGAGCAAGGGCUGGAUGAAGCUCGACCUUGCUCCUCUGCCGGAGAAUGUUAUGCAGUUUACGAUAUUGAGUCACAGCACGCAAAAGGCCUUUGAGUUCUCACUUGACACACAAUGGGCGUACAGGGGGACAAAGCGCUGUCGUCUGGGUUCUGACGUCGAGGGCCCCAAUACGGCCACCAUCAGCCGCAAGAAGCGUCGUCUGAGAACGCAGCUCAUCACCAGCCGGCUGUCUCAGCCCUUCUCUCAGCCCGCCACGCACAUCUUGAACCGCAAUGGCAGGCAAGUCGGUGAUCGGCGGUUCGUGAAGAUGGCCGUCACGCUGGACUCUAGCCGACGGGCGGCGCAUUUGCAAGAGACGGCGUACCUGAGAUAUUCGAUUAUGAACUGCAUGCGCAAGAGGAUGGGAAUUGCGAAAUCUCAUGACUCGGCCAAGACAGGCCACGGAGGGUCGUCGGUGCGGCAGAGCAUGGACACGUACACCAAGGCGCCGUGGCAAUCUCGAGACGUCACGGCGGUGCCCGAGGCAAAGGCAAACACUGUCGAGACCGGUCCAAAGGGGUAUCAAAGCCCACAAGUGGCGCUGAAGGACGCCGCCGAUGCCCAGUCUGCUGAGACACUUGUCAAGGUUCCGGCGUGUCGCCUGUCGAAACCCAGAGCUCUGCCGCUUCCUUCUGCUGAUGCUGAUGCCACGAUUGAGCGUAGCUCGGCGCGCAUCGACUCGACAAAGUCUCCAGAGCCGAGGCCGCCGUGGAUUUAUGACGAUAGUGAGGAAGACAGCUUUGCCUUUCUUCACCUGGACGAGGAGCAUCUGGACGACGAUGCGGACAUUUAUUGCGACUUUGAUGCCUUAUUCGGGGCCAAGGCGACUUCGCCCGAUCCGCAAUCCGCUUCGGAAGAGCAUACAUAUGAGGAGUACAUGGAUGAAUUAGACGGCAUAUCUUGGAGGUUGGGCUGA